This is a messenger RNA of Phyllostomus hastatus (greater spear-nosed bat), 864 nucleotides long. RefSeq names its product family with sequence similarity 47 member E (gene FAM47E). NCBI's taxonomy places the organism in Eukaryota, Metazoa, Chordata, Mammalia, Chiroptera, Phyllostomidae. The record is from RefSeq and is a predicted model, not a curated record. The transcript is spliced from 6 exons. Bases 59 to 751 code for a protein of 230 amino acids.
CCGAAAGGCCAGAACGCGCUUAGACCACAUCCAGUGUAACCGCAGAGCCGGUGAGACGAUGGUGGACCGCAGGCCUAGUGCGCCGAACCGGGUUAGCAGAAACUGCAAGCCCUGUCCCAAGAGGACUUCUCUGUCACCUCAAGGGACGUUGCUUUAUGAAAAGAAGAAGUCAAAUGAAAUGGAUUCACUCCAUGAAGAUGGCUCACCUCUCUGUGAAAAUGCACGCAGAGCAGUCAAUGACUUCUGCCAGUGGACUGGUGAUAUUACAAGUGUGAAGAUUGAUGAAGAGUUUGUGAUGAAACAAUUUCACCUUGACUGUCAGAGCAAACCAAGCUGUUAUGGGCUCAGCAUGAUGAGACUCGACCAGCUCCCUCUGGAAUUAAAGAAGAGCAUAAAGCUCAAUAAAUGGCAGGAAGCAGAAUUUUUCAAGGAACGAGAGCGGAAACUGGAGAAUCCUUCUAAACCAAAGUAUGUGAAGAUGAGGUACGGAGCAUGGUAUCUGGACCCCAAGCUGUGGAAAAUGCAAAGAGCAGAUGAACCUUUGGUUGACCCCAAGGUCUUAUGUAAAGCUCAGGAAGAACUUUUAAAAAAGCAGCAGCAGGAGCAGGAGGAGUUACUUUCAUUUGCAAAACUUUAUGGACCAGCUGCCUUUAAGGAAUUCAUUCUAAGGAAGGGCUACCGGAUGCCAAGCUUCCUUGAGAAGAUAAAUGUCAGGAAGGAUGUAAAUGCAAGUGUAAAAAGAGUCCUAUGAAAUAACUUAGCAUAGAAGAGUUUGGGAAGACAAUUAGACAGAUUGUAUUCACUGUAUAGGACUUGGCUAUUUUUUUCUCUCGUUAAACAUUAAACAUAACUUAUGAUGAGUGU